Aphidius gifuensis is the source of this 5834-nucleotide messenger RNA. It is a transcript of the gene Galphas, whose product is annotated as guanine nucleotide-binding protein G(s) subunit alpha. Gene Ontology annotation, cellular component: heterotrimeric G-protein complex. The record is from RefSeq and is a predicted model, not a curated record. Gene Ontology annotation, molecular function: G protein-coupled receptor binding; GTP binding; GTPase activity. Gene Ontology annotation, biological process: sensory perception of chemical stimulus; adenylate cyclase-activating dopamine receptor signaling pathway. The transcript is spliced from 12 exons. NCBI's taxonomy places the organism in Eukaryota, Metazoa, Arthropoda, Insecta, Hymenoptera, Braconidae. Bases 2012 to 3157 code for a protein of 381 amino acids.
GUCAGAAAGAGAGAAAGAGUUUAAAAAAAAAAAAAAAAAUAGAGUAGCUGAUGAGGGCCUUGUAUUAAACUAGGUACAUUACUGAACGUCAUAGUCAUAGUGUUCAGCAGUGUUCAGCCCCAACCAAUAUAUUCCCAAACCAUCAGAGACACAGACUGUAGCAGACGACGACAUGUUGGCUACAGGGAGUAACUCGUCGCGGGUGUUUUGGUCGUCCCUAGUAUCCUGGGGAUUCAUAUAAUAAUAAAAUUUUAAAAAAUAUAUAUUUAUGUUAUCUUAUUAUUUUAUAUACAAAAAAAAAAAAUAAAAUAAUAUUAAAAAUGACAGUGAUUUAAUUUAACUGUCAAUAAAAUAAAGUGAAAAAAAAAAAAAAUUAAUAAUAAUUAAUAUUGUGAUGUUAUUGUGAUGAUUUUGUGUGUACUUUAACAAUAAAAUUAGUUAAAAUUAAAAUAAUUAUUAUUAAUAAAUAAAUAUCUACUAGUGUUGCUGAUAUUGUGUUGAACCUCAGGGCACCUCAGGGGGUGUUAUAUGUGUAUGUGUAUAGAGCUGUCAUUUUUUUUUUUUUUUUUUUAUCAUCAUUAUCAUCAUCAUCUGCACUUGUCAUAAUUUAUAACAACUCGAGAGAGUACUGUUGAGCUUGGUAGCUUUGAGCUCAAUAUAUAUAUAUUAUUUAUUUAUUUUUUUUUCAUUUAUUCUUUGCUCAUUACUCAAUUAUUGCUACAUACUCUCGAGUCACAUCUCGUUUGUAUCUGGGCGGGGGCAGGUAAAUUUGUCAUUUUUUUUUUGUUUUUUUUUUUAAAUAACCCGGUGAUAUUAUAUGUAUUACAUUCCAUAAUAUUAACUUUAUUUAUUUAAUUUUGGAGCUUAAUUUUUGGAGCAAACUGACAAGUGAAUUGUUAUUAUUAUUGUUUUUUUUUCGGUAAGAUUUUUUUGGAUAAAUAGAGUUAUUUUGAGGGUGAAUAUAAUAUUGAUGGUUGAUAUUAAGAAUUGACAAAAUGAAGAAAAAAUAUAAUUGAAUAAUAUUGUUUUUUAAAAAAAUAAUUGUUGGAAUAUUAUUACGUACGGCAUUACAACCAUAGGUAUUAAUCAAGUGAAUGUAUAGGUGUGCGCGCGCGCGUGUUUAUGUAUGUAUAAAAUAAUACAUACAAUAUAAAAUUCACAAUAUAUCGAUACAUAUAUAUAUGCAAGUAUACAAUCAUUAAUUUAUAAUAAAAAAAAAAAAAUAAUAUAUGUAUAAAUAAUUUAUGUGAAGUAAAUAAAUUUUAGAGUAAAAAAUUAAGUGAAAAAAAAACCAAGUGAAAAUUAAAUUUACAAAAAAAAAACAAAAGUUAUAAAAUCAGUAUUUAUAUUUAUUUAUUAAAUAAUUAAUUAUCUAAAAACAAUAUUAUAUCAAUAUAAAUAAUAUGUUAAUAAAUAAUAAAAAAAAAUUAAAAUGUUUAUUGUCAUUUUAAAAAAGAAGAUUUGCUAAAAUAUAAAAGUAGAGAAACGUGAGGAGUGGAAUAACGAUACACUGGUUAAAUAAAUAUAUAGCAAGUUGGCCUAGUCAACAAAAAUGUCACACUGAUCACGUUGUCAACCUCAAUCGGGCCAAACUUUUUAACAGAAGUGGCUGUGGAUAAAAAACACGUUACAAAAAAAGAAGUGGCGGGGUCAGUGGAGGACGAGGACGAGGAAGAAAAAAAAAUUGGUGAAUCAAAACGUAAAACAUACAAUAAAAAAAAAUAAAUGAGCAAUCGAAAAAAUGGUAUAACCCAAAGGAUAAAUAAUAAAUAAUUAAAUUUUCAAGUUUUUAAAAAAGAAGAAAAUAUAAAAAGUAUUUAAUUAGAUAAUUGAAAUAUAAUAAAUAAAAAAAUUAAUAAAAGUGCAAGUGGUAGUGUGAGAUUGAUUGGUGAUUAAAAUUGUCAAUCAGUCAAUUAGAAAUUAAUUACAAAUACAUAUAUAUAUUUAAAAAAUAUAUAAAAGUAAAAAAAAAAAAAAAAAAAAAAAAAAAUUGUUGAGUGUCACGUGUGUCAUGGGGUGUUUCGGCAGCCAAAGUAGCAAGGCCAGCCAGGAUGACAGCAAGAACCAGAAGAGGCGUUCCGAUGCAAUCACAAGACAAUUGCAGAAGGACAAGCAGGUUUACAGAGCCACACAUAGGCUUCUGUUACUCGGGGCGGGUGAGUCUGGCAAAAGUACUAUCGUCAAACAAAUGAGGAUACUGCAUGUCAAUGGUUUCAGUGAAGCAGAAAAACGUCAAAAAAUUGAAGAUAUUAAAAAAAAUAUAAGAGAUGCAAUAUUGACAAUAACAACUGCAAUGAGUACACUAACACCACCUGUAACGCUUGAAGAUUCAAAAAAUCAAAGUAAAGUUGAUUAUGUACUGGAUGUAUCGUCUUCCCCUGACUUUGAUUAUCCACCUGAAUUUUAUGGAAUUGUCGAGGGACUAUGGAAAGACAGAGGUGUACAAUCAAGUUUUGAAAGAAGCAAUGAGUAUCAAUUAAUUGACUGUGCAAAAUACUUUCUAGAUAAAGUUUCCAUAAUUAAACAACCAGACUAUACACCAACAGAACAGGAUAUAUUGAGAUGUCGUGUUCUUACAUCAGGAAUCUUUGAGACUCGUUUUCAAGUUGAUAAAGUUAAUUUUCAUAUGUUUGAUGUUGGUGGUCAACGAGAUGAAAGAAGAAAAUGGAUUCAAUGUUUUAAUGAUGUAACAGCAAUUAUAUUUGUUACAGCAUGUAGUAGUUACAAUAUGGUACUUCGUGAAGAUCCAACAAAAUUAAGACUUCGUGAAAGUCUAGAUUUAUUUAAAAGUAUUUGGAAUAAUCGGUGGCUUCGAACAAUAUCUGUUAUUUUAUUUUUAAAUAAACAAGAUUUAUUAGCUGAAAAAGUUAAAGCAGGUAAGCACAAAUUGGAAGAUUAUUUUCCUGAAUUUUCACGAUAUCAGACACCAAUUGAGCCAGGUGUUGUGGUAGAUUCAACGGAACUUCCAGAGGUCAUACGAGCUAAAUACUUUAUUCGAGAUGAAUUUCUUCGUAUUAGUACUGCAAGUGGGGAUGGAAAACAUUAUUGUUAUCCACAUUUUACUUGCGCAGUCGACACUGAAAAUAUCAAGAGAGUAUUCAAUGACUGUCGUGACAUAAUUCAACGUAUGCAUUUGCGCCAAUAUGAACUCUUGUGACUUGGUUACUACUGGUGUCUAGUAUUAGCUGUUUAUUAUUUUUUAUUUCUUUAUAUAUAUUUUUUUUUUUUUUCAAUUUUUUAUUAUUAUUUCUUUUAAAUUCAUGAAAAUUCAUCCUCCAUUAAUUGUACAUCAUUUAAAUAAAAUUGAAAUAUUUAUUAAUUUAAAAAAAAAAUAAAUAUAUAUAUAUAAAUAAUGAUAAAAAAUUAUAUAAAAAUUUUAGUGAAAAUACAUUUUUUUUAAAAUUGCCAAAUAUCUAGAUAUCUUACAUACAUUUUACACUUGAAAAUCUAUUGGUCUAUGAAUGAACGUAGAUAGAGGUGAAAACUUAAACUGCGUCUUGAAAUAAUAGUAAAAAAAACAAAAAAAAAAACCAACUUGAUGAUUAAACUCAUCGAAAUAAUUUAAUUAAAUUUAUCUCCAAAAUAAGCUUUACCAAAAUGAAUUUUUUAUUUUUUUUUCAAUAAAAUAAAAAUGAUUGAUUGAUUGGUUUUUUUUUUUUUUUCUUUUGAUUGGCUGAUAUGAAAAAUUAUAAAUGUAUAUUAUUGUCAUUAUCUACAUUUGUCAAGCAAAAGGUGUAUUAUAUUUUGAAAUCUCGACGCACUGUGAUUCGUUACCUUAAAAAUAAACAAAAUAAUAUUUCUAAUUUCCACAAAAAAUAAUUUUAAACAAAACAACAGGCGUUACUUGCGUGGGCAUGUGAUAAAUUUAUAACGCAAAAUAAACAAAAAAAAAAUAAUAAUAUAAUAAUAACGCGUAUUAAUCAAUUUUUCACGUAAAUUUAUUCACAAUUUUUCAAAAAAUGUUUCAAUAACAUUAAAAAAAAAAAAACAAAAAAAAAUAUGAAUCUCUUUUUACAAACUUCCGAUAUACUUUUUAUUUUCUGAAUCUCUACGAAAAAAAAAAACACAUGAAUUUCAUAAAUUAUAUCUCGAAAUAUUAGAAACUUAAAAUUAAAAAUUUUCAUCGUUAUUGUUACUAUUGUUAUUGUUAUUAUUAUUUAAAAAAAAAAAAUGUUUUUUUUUUUUUUUUCUCGUAAGAUUUGCCAGUAUUUCAAUUAUUUUUUUACAGUAUCAAAUUUUUAUGUUAACAAAAUAAUUAUUUAUGUUUGUUAUAUCAAAACACAAAAAAAAAAUUAAUAUAAUUAUUAUUUUUUCUUCAAUCGAAACUAUAUCAAUGUUAUGUAUCAUGAUUAUAAUUUUUUUUUUUUGUCAUAGAUCCACGAAAAAAUGUUUAAUAAAUACAAAAAAAAAAAAAGAAAAAAGAAAUAAUAAUAUUAAUAAUGAUUAAUGAUUCGAUAGCACAAAUGAUUUUUACAAAAUAUUGUGUUUUGGAAAAUUACAAAAUUUGAUAAUACAUCAAACACAAUUAUGUAUUUAAAAAUGAAUAAAUCAUAUUUAUCCGAGCGAAUCUAAUUGUCAUUAAAAUAUCACAUUAAAUAAAAUGAUUAAACUCUUCCCAAAAAAGAGAGAUAUAUGUAUAAUAAUAAAUUAAAUAAAUUAUAUAAAUCUAUAUAUAAAAUAAUAGUUUUAAAAUUAUAUGUGAAUAUAUAUGUAUGCUUUUUUUUUUUGCGAGUGAAAGUAUUUAUUUGUUAAUAAUUGAAUUUUCAUUAAUUUGUAUUUAUUUUUAAUUUUAAACAAAAAAUAUCUCAUCUUGAAUUACAAGCCAGAUAAUAGUAUAAAUUUUAUUUUUAAAAUAAUAUUAUACACACAUGUAUAAUUAUUAUGAAAAUUAAUUAAAAAAACUUGCCCACGCACAUUUUAAUUUUAAGUUUUUUCUUUGCGAUACAAAAAAUAUUAUUUUUUUUUCUAUCAAAAGUACAUUUUCCUUUUUUUUUUUUUUGUGUAAAAUAAAAAAUAUAAAAUUUGUAUUUAAAUAUAAUACUGGUAGCUCAUAUUUUAAAAAUAAAUAAAAACAGUAAUAAUUGUUUAAAAUUAAAUAAUUAAAAAAUUAUCAAAUGAAAUUUAUUAUUCAAAAAAAAAAAAAACAAAAAGAAAUUGCUAGUUAAAAUUUAUUUAUAUUAAAUUAUUUUUUAAUUUUUUAAUAUAAUUUUUUAGUUAUUAAAAAAAUAAAAAAAAAAAAAAUACGGGUUACCUGUGUUAUGUGAAAAAAAAUAUGAAAUGUGUUAAAAAAUAAAAAAUAUCAUAUGAAUGUUAGUUACUUAGUUGAUUUGAGAAUGAUUGUUUUAGCUACAAUGAGUAAAAUGUAGAAAAAAAUAAAUAAAAGAGAAUAUAUAGUAAAUAUAGUUCUCAUAUCUUAAUAAUUGUCAUGCAAAUAUAACACACAGACUUUGUUAUUUGGAUUAUUAAAAUUUUCAUAAAAUUAUUUUCAAUUAUUAUUAUUUUUUUAAAUUGUUAUUCUUUAAAUGUUGCCAGAGUGUAAUUUAAGAUUAUGGAGGAAUCAGGGUGAAUGCACAUUGCAUGAAAAUUCCAUUAAAAUGCAAUAUACAUUAAAUAUUAUUUCUACCAGAAUAUACGAAAUAAAUAAAUCAAUAAUAAUUAUAAAAAAAUAACGAAAAAAAAAAAAAAAAAAUUUGUAAUUCUUAUUAGUCAAAGUCUGUGCGAUAUUAUGCUUGCUCAUAAAAAUAAUUAUACUAAUUACUAUCAAAAUAUUAAAUUUAAAAAAAAUGCAAUUAUUACAAGUCCAUUAUCGAUGCCAUUAUUUAAAAAAAGGAAAG